UUUUCACUGACCAUUGAAAUUUAAAGAGAGAGAAAAAAUGGGAGUGUACUUAGGCAACUAUUGUUAUGUGAUGAUAAUAGUGUUGGUAUUGGGAAAAGAAGUGAGAAGCCAGUCUUUAAAAAAUGGUUAUUAUUCAGCUUCAUGUCCAAGAGCUGAGUCCAUAGUAAGAUCCACAGUUGAAUCUCACUUUGAUUCUGAUCCCACCAUCUCUCCUGGCUUGCUUAGGCUUCAUUUCCAUGACUGUUUUGUUCAGGGUUGUGAUGGAUCGGUUUUAAUCAAAGGAAAAACUGCGGAGCAAACCGCUCUAGCUAAUGGUGGUCUUAGAGGGUUCGAAGUGAUUGAUGAUGCCAAAUCACAACUUGAGUUAGAGUGUCCAGGAAUUGUGUCAUGUGCAGAUAUACUUGCACUUGCUGCUCGUGACGCUGUUGACUUGAGUUCUGGACCAAGCUGGCGAGUUCCAACGGGUCGUAAAGACGGUAGAAUCUCGUUGGCAUCGGAAGCAUCGAAUCUACCUUCACCAUUUGACACUGUUGCUGUUCAAAAGCAAAAGUUCGAAGCUAAAGGGCUGGAUGCUCAUGAUCUUGUUACUCUACUUGGUAUGUUUUAUUUAUAUCUCUAUUUUCUUAUGAUAUUUAUAUGGGCAAAUUUUGUAGAUACCACAAAAAAUAAAUUAGGACAAAAAUAGUAUAAAAGAGAAAAG
Molecule: messenger RNA, 700 nt
Organism: Raphanus sativus (radish)
Lineage: Eukaryota; Viridiplantae; Streptophyta; Magnoliopsida; Brassicales; Brassicaceae
Product: peroxidase 25-like
Exons: 3
Coding region: 38-685 (215 amino acids)
Biological process (GO): hydrogen peroxide catabolic process; response to oxidative stress
Cellular component (GO): plasmodesma; plant-type cell wall
Molecular function (GO): heme binding; peroxidase activity
Source: RefSeq, a predicted model, not a curated record